UUUUUUUUUUUUUUUUUUUUUUUUUUUUCCCUCUUCCGGAAGCUACGUCACAAGGCUUAGCUGGGGUACCCUGUCGUUUGCUAGCAUCUUGAGCCGUCCAAGAUGACUACAGCUGCAAGACCAACAUUUGAGCCUGCCAGGGGGGGCAGGGGGAAAGGAGAGGGGGAUCUGAGUGCUCUCUCCAAACAGUAUUCCAGCAGAGAUCUUCCCGGUCACACCAAGAUUAAGUACAGGCAACCUACCCAGGAUGCCCCAGAGGAGGUGCGUGCCCGUGACUUCCGCAGAGAGCUGGAGGAGAGGGAGCGUGUUGUUGCACGUGAAAAGACCAGAGAGAGGGGACCCAGAGAACACACCACAUCAUCAUCUUCCUCUUCAUCAUCUUCAAAGAGGCCCAGACUGGAUCAAAUCCCAGCAGCAAACCUUGAUGCUGAUGACCCUCUGACUGAUGAGGAUGAAGAUGAGGACUCCGAGGAAGACAGUGACGAUGAUGACACUGCAGCCCUCCUCGCUGAGCUGGAGAAGAUCAAGAAGGAGCGAGCCGAGGAGCAGGAGCGCAAAGAACGAGAGCAGAAGGCGGAGGAGGAGAGGAUCCGAAUGGAAAAUAUCUUGAGUGGAAAUCCACUGAUCAAUUUGGCAGGACAGCAGCAGCAACAGAACCAACCUCAGAACACAUUUAGAGUCAAAAGGAGAUGGGACGAUGAUGUUGUGUUUAAAAACUGUGCCAAAGGAGUGGACGAUGCACGGAAGGAGAAACGCUUUGUGAACGAUACGCUGCGCUCUGAAUUCCACAAGAAGUUUAUGGAAAAAUACGUCAAGUAAAAGACUUUCUGCACCCUUUAUUGUUUUUGUUUUUUUAAUUAAAAUACAUUUCAUCUCCAAGCCUCCAAUGAUUGGUGGCAUUUAUUGGUGUAGAAAUGUGUUAAAAUGCAGAGUCAACAGGUAAACAGCUGUAUAUAAAUGAGUUGGUAACUUUCAUCCUUUGUUUAAACCUUGUGAAAACAUUUUAAAAUGUGAUUAAAUGUUUUUCUCUUUUGUUUCUUAUUUCAAUAAACAACGGCUUUGCAAA
Molecule: messenger RNA, 1066 nt
Organism: Cyprinodon variegatus (sheepshead minnow)
Lineage: Eukaryota; Metazoa; Chordata; Actinopteri; Cyprinodontiformes; Cyprinodontidae
Gene: cwc15
Product: CWC15 spliceosome-associated protein
Exons: 7
Coding region: 103-819 (238 amino acids)
Biological process (GO): mRNA cis splicing, via spliceosome
Cellular component (GO): catalytic step 2 spliceosome
Molecular function (GO): RNA binding
Source: RefSeq, a predicted model, not a curated record